AUGCCAUCCCCCUACGCCCCGGACGAGCCUGAAGCCAACAUCAUAGGAGAAAGGGGCCUUCUCGUAGCAAUAAGUCUUGCUAUGGCGACUUGGGGUGUAUUGCUCACACUCGUCGUACAAUGUGUAUCUGUGUUAUAUGCUGGCGUCUCCCGCAGAGGCAGUACCAAGACGUACACACUCUUGAUCUAUGUACUGCUCAUGUUCUCCCUGGGGACGACGGCAAUAUUCUGUCACCUACAUUGGGUGCAGGAGUUUCUCAUUGACAAUAGGAACUUCCCAGGAGGGCCGCUUGCAUACGAUGCUACCCACUACGCCAAUGCAGUCAAUGUCACCGGGGUCGUGUGUUACUUCGUUAUGAACUGGAUGGCAGAUGGCUUGCUUCUUUGGCGCCUCUACAUCAUAUUCAGCCGCCGUGCGCUCAUAAUAGCGUUUCCUCUAAUGAUGUAUCUCACUGCCGUUGGUCUCUCUAUCGUUGACCUGCAUACCCUGGCCCAGCCGGGUAACAGCGAAUUUACUCAUUCAGCCAUCAACUUUGGUCUUCUCUACUGGUCAUUCAGCAUAGCGUUGAAUGUCAUAGUCACUGCUGCCAUCGUCGGUCGCCUCCUCAUCACACGCAGUCGCAUAUCUCGCCUUUCCAUUGAGCCUCACCAUGGGAUAGCCUAUAUCUCCAUCUCUGCGAUGCUCAUCGAAUCCGCGGCAUUAUAUUCCAUCACUGCCAUUAUCUUUCUUAUUGGCUACUCUCUUCAAAACGAGCUUCAGAACGUUGCCGAGGCAGUGCAGGUCAUUCAGGGUGUUGCACCACUAAUGAUCAUUCUGCGCGUGGCUCGCGGUACUUCGGUGGACGACUCGGUGGCCACGACGUAUGCGACGUCGGACGCUCGGACGCUCAGAUUCGCGCGGGCAGUAAGCGCAACGGCUGACUCGUCGUCAGGCGCUGGAGGUCAGACACAAUUGAGCACACCCGACACGAGUGUCGGCUACGGGCCCUCGUCGGAAGCCAUAUCGUCACUGCGCACUGUGCACCUGCCGCUCGAGUCUGUCGAUGAUGGUCAAGGUGACGGUCUAGAGAUGAACAGCAUACAGGCGGAAAAGAAAGUGAGCGACUUGGCAUGA
Molecule: messenger RNA, 1113 nt
Organism: Peniophora sp. CBMAI 1063
Lineage: Eukaryota; Fungi; Basidiomycota; Agaricomycetes; Russulales; Peniophoraceae
Source: the annotation of a GenBank genome assembly